CCAUGUGAGGCACCAAUAACAUGGGCUAAAUUACCAGCACCUAUUUGUUGCGUCCCCUGCCAGAGCCUGAACUCCCCUGUUUACGGCCAUGACCUAACAUCCCAUUCUCCCCCAGCCAUGAUCCCAAAUCCGGCACUUUGAAAACCCUCAACCCGCUUUUCUCACGAGACUGUGGGGUUUCACCCGUGGAUUGGAUGGGGAUGACAAAGAGGAACAUCUUUUCCUGAGUGGGAUUUAAGAUCAACUGGGUGAAACCGUCCAAAUAAGAUUACACAAGCAAAAUCAAAGGACAUUCGGCUGAAGUACCACCAUGGCUCAGGCAACCAAAGGUCCCGCAGUGAAGCCCAUCUCUCCCACCGGUGUAGAUGCCCCGGCUAGGGUGGCGCACCCAGACUCACUUACAGUCCGGAGCCAUGGAAUUUUACAAAUCAUGAAUCGCCCGGCACAAUGGGUGGUCAUCAUCACACUUCUGAUCUCUUGGUCAAUAGCGGGUGUUGUCAUGUUUGACUUUGUCAGUGACGAUCAGAUUGCAAGCAUCCAAGAUUUCGGCUCUGAUCCAGUGCUAGCAGUGAACAAAGCCACUGAAGUCAUUGAAAACAGGAUAAAUCACAUGAAUGAUAUGUUUAAUGAUGCUCAAGAGUACAUCACUGAAAUAAUAUUAAAUCCAGUGGAAGCUAUGAGUUCAGCUGCUGACUCAUCUGUGUCUUAUCUGUCAGGAUUAUUUAGUGCCGAUGUAGAUUUAGGAAUCACUGAAACAGUGAAAUAUGGGGGCACUGUAUUGGAUGAGGCUACAGAAUGGAUCAGAUCGCCAGUGAGCUAUGUAUUCCAUUUAUUUGAAGACAUACUGGAUAUAGUGGUUGCUCCAGUGGAUAUGGUCAGUGAAGCUCUUGUGCAAAUUUUAAGUGGGAUCAAGACUGUUAUACAGUAUAUUUCCACAAUGUUUGGAGGCAUUGAAGAGCACACAGGCAUCACUGAAACAGUGAAACUUGGUGGCACUGUAUUGGAUGAGGUUACUGACCGGAUUAGAUUCCCAGUGGCCUACUUAUUCCACUUAUUUGAAGAUAUCCUGGAUGUAGCAAUCAUUUAUCCAGCAGACAUUGUCAGUGAAGCAGCUCAGCAAAUGUUAAGUGGGAUCAAGACCCUUUCUUCAUCCAUAUUCGGGAACCUUGAAGCUUGGUUUCCCAAAAUAAGCACUGAUCCUGCAGAGCUGACUGAAAUAGUUGUAGAGGAGGCCACAGAACUGAAGACCACCGUUUCUAAUUACCUAUCCAGUCUGUUUGCAGUGGAUGAAGGUUGUAUUCCUGACAUUAGCUUUGAUCCCAUGAAAGUUGUCACAGACACUGUUGAGGAGUUUGCUGACAGGAGGGAUAUGUUCUUGGCUUAUCUCUCAAACAUGCUCAUGGAAGACAAAGAUGACACACCGCAAGUGAUAAGACGAAAAGGAGAAUUUCUGCCCCCUAUGGAAAAAGUUGCAGAAAUACUAGGCAAAACACAGGAUCCUGCCUAUGCUGCCUACAUUGCUGCGAGAUCCACAGACAGUACUAAACAGGAAAUAAAAGAGGUAGAAGCUGCUGAAGAUACAACUGAAAGAGCUCAAGAUAUUGUGGACACUCCAAAGGAGGAAAGGAGAGUUGAAACGGCUUGGGACCGCUCUGAUGUCACAGUUGAAGACGAUGAGGUUACCUACGAUGUCACGGAGGAGGAUAAAACUGCUGGAACAGUUGAAGAUAUUGCAGAUGUCACACAGGAGGAACUUUCUGAUAAAGCAGAAGUGAAAGCUGAGGAAGAAGCAACUGAAAAGGUUGAGGAUAUCUCAGAUUUCGCAGAGGACACAUCAACUGAAAUGACUGAAUCUGAUGAAUCUGAUGCUUCAGAUAUGAAAGACACUGACGAUACCUCAGAUGUUGUUACAGAGGAAGAAGAAGUUACUGAAACAUCUGAUAUUCCAGAAGUAACAGAUGACGAAAUAGAAACAGAAAAAUGUGAAGAUAUCUCUGAUUUUAAAGAGGACAAAUCAGCUGAAAUGACCUCUGAUGUGACGGAAGACAUUGAUGCGGUUACAGAGGAGGAAAUAGUUAUUAAAACAGCUGAAGAUAUUCUAGAUGUUACAGAGGAGGACACAUAUGACAUUCCAGAAGUCAUAGAUGAGGAAUUAGCCACUGAAAAGGCUAAUGAUAUCUUUGACUCUGUAGAGGAUGAGUUAACUAUGAUGACCUCUGAUGUGACAGAAGACACUGAUUACACCUCGGAUGUUGUUACAGAGGGAGAAGUUGAUAAACCAGUUGAAGAUAUUGCAGAUGUUACAGAGGAUGAACCAUCUGAUAUGCCAGAAGUCAUUGGCAAUGAUGAUACCUCAGAUCAAGAUACCUCUGCCGUUAUAGAGGAGAAAGAGUCAACUGAAACAAUUAAAGAAGCAACAAUUGAAACAGCAGAAGGUACUUCCUAUGUUACAACCAAAACUGAAUUAGAUAAUACAGAUGAAAAUGAAUUUCAGAAAUAUCCCAGUGUUACAGAGGAGGAGGAAAAACCUGAAAAAGUUAAAGAUACUUCUGAUUUGAUAAGUAAGGAAGAAGAACCUGAGACAGAUGAAGAUGCCAGCACUGAAGAAACAGCCGAAGAGUCGAUAGAAAAAGAACAGCCACGUGAAUUGGCUGAAGCUACUGUGACCAUCUCUGUAAAAGACAAGACUGAAGUAACAGAACUUGAUGAUCUUGAAGUGCUGGGUAAGGAUGACAUGAAAGUGGAAGGCAAGGAGGAGAAGGAAGAUGUGGUGAAUGCUGAAAAGGUCACAAAGAACCUGGAGAACGAUCUAGAUGAAGAUGAGGUUGAGGUUUUAAAAGAGGAGACUAAAGAUCAAACUAUCUUUGGAACCACCGCUGGUCAAGAUGGCCAUGAUGAUGAAGAGGAGCUUGUCCUUUCUCCUGUCCAGCAGGACCUAACAAACAGAGAUGAUGAAAAUAACAAUAACAAUGACAGGAAGAAAGAUGCCAUAAAAAGAGGCCUGAGCGGGAGAAAACCAUCAAAGAGUCACUCCACUGAAACAGAUGACCAAGAAGCUCACAAGCAUCUUCAUGAAGAUCUGAGGGAGAAGAAGGCUGAUGGUGAAGAGGAGGAGAUGACACUACAGCAAAUAAACAUAACAGUAGAAAAAGUCAAGAAAAGAAAAGAACAUGAGAAAAACGAGAUAGAAAAGGCUAAAAGAAAACAAAAAUCCAAAGAGGACAAGACUGAAGAACCAACAAAAAAGGACACCAAGAAAAAACCUGACAAAAAGGUCAUGGUGACUAAAGUGGAUGAGGAACCUCCUCUAAAAAAGAAGAAAUCUGGACCUGAGAAAAAGGUUAAACCAACUAAGAAAGAUGUUGAGAUGGCCAAGGACAAAACAGCCCAUGUAAAGAAAGAAGCUGAAGUGGCCAAAAAAGAGACCAAAUCAGCACCAUCUAAGAAAGAGCCUGAAGUUACAAAAGAAAAGACCAAACCAGCUCGUACAAAGAAAGUAUUCACAUUUUUAGAAAAAGCUGAAGUUAUCAAAGAAAAGGCAAAACCAGCUCCAAAAGAAAAAGAACCUCAGGUUAUUAAAGAAAAGGUCCAGCCUGCACCUUCAAAGAAAGCUAAAGCUCCCAAGGAAAAAGCUAAACCUGUGAAGAAAGCUGAAGCCAAGGAUAAACCACCAGCACCUUUAAAAAAAGAAGCGGAAGCUGUCAAAAAAGCAAAACUUGUUGCUGUAAAGAAGGAGACUGAGGUUCCCAAAGAGAAAGCCAAACCAGAUUCCUCAAAGAAAGCAGCUGAAGAGAAAGAAAAACCUGUCCCUGUGAAGAAAGCCGAAGCCCCCAAAGAGAAAGAUAAAGCUGUUCCAGUAAAGAAAGAGGCUAAAGCUCCCAGGGACAAAAUUAAACCGGCCCUUCUGAAGAAAGAGCCUGAUGUUUCUAAGGAGAAAGAAACACCACCAACUGCCAAGAAAGAUACUGAAACUGCUAAGGAGAAUGUGAAACCAGCCCAAGUUAAGAAAGAGCCUGAGGUUUCCAAUGAAAAAGCCAAGCCAGAACCUUCAAAGAAAGAGGCUGAAGCAUUUGAAGAGAAGGCAAAACCAGCACCAGCUAAAAAAGUGCCUGAAACUAUAAAAGAGAAGGAGAAACCUCCAAAGAAAGAAGCUGUAAAAGAAAAACCCAAACCUGCUUCUGUAAAGAAAGAACCUGAAGUUCCAAAAGAAAAAGAAAAACCAAAACCUACCAAAAAAGAGGCAGAAGUUGCCAAGGACAAACCUAAACCUGUUGCUGUGAAGAAAGAACCUGUUGCAGUUGAAAAAGCAAAACCUAAACCUGCACCAAAGAAAGAACCUGAAGUUCCCAAAGAGAAAGCUAAACCAGAACCUGCAAAGAAAGAACCUGAGAUAACCAAAGAAAAACCCAAGGCACCAAAGAAAGAGGCUAAAGUUGUCAAGGAGGAAGCUAAACCAGCUCCUUUAAAGAAAGAGACUGAAGUCAUCAAAGAUGUUAAACCAGCCCAUGAGAAGAAAGAGGUCAUCAAGGAGAAAGUUAAACCAGCUCCUAUAAAGAAAGAGCCUGAAGUUGCUAAAGAAAAGACCCCUGAACCCAAACCCAAAAAAGAGCCUGGAGUUAUCAAAGAGAAACCAGCACCUCCAAAGAAAGCUGAGGUUCCGAAGGAAAAAGCAAAACAAGUCCCAGAAAAGAAAGCACCUGAAAUAAUCAAAGAAAAACCAAAGCCAGCUCCAAAGAAAGAAGCUGAAGUCAUCAAAGAGAAAGUAAAGCCAGCCCCUGAGAAGAAAGAGGCUGAAGUCAUUAAGGAGAAAGUAGCUCCUGUAAAGAAAGAGCCUGAAGUUGCAAAAGAAAAGGCAAAACCAAAACUCACAGAGAAAGUUGAGGUUCCAAAGGAGAAGGAAAUACCAGUCCCUAAAAAGAAAGCAGAACCUGAAAUAACCAAAGAAAAACCCAAACCUGUGCCAAAGAAGGAGGCUGAAGUCAUCAAAGAGAAAGUUAAACCAGCUCCUGAGAAGAAAGAGCCUGAAGGGAUUAAGGAAAAGGUUAAACCAGCUCUUGAGAAAAAAGAUGCUGAAGUCAAGGAGGAAGCAAAACCAGCUCCUGUAAAGAAAGAAACUGAAGUUAUCAAAGAAAAAGCCAAACCAGCCCCUGAGAAGAAAGAGGCUGAAGUCGUCAAGGAGAAGACUAAACCAGCCCCUGAGAAGAAAGAGGCUGAUGUCAUCAAAGAGAAAACUAAACCAGCCCCUGAGAAGAAAGAACCUGAAAUAACCAAAGAAAAACCCAAACCUGUGCCAAAGAAGGAGGCUGAAGUCAUCAAAGAGAAAGUUAAACCAGCUCCUGAGAAGAAAGAGCCUGAAGGGAUUAAGAAAAUAGUUAAACCAUCUCUUGAGAAAAAAGAGGCUGAAGUCAACGAGGAAGCAAAACCAGCUCCUGUAAAGAAAGAAACUGAAGUUAUCAAAGAAAAAGCCAAACCAGCCCCUGAGAAGAAAGAGGCUGAAGUCGUCAAGGAGAAGACUAAACCAGCCCCUGAGAAGAAAGAGGCUGACGUCCUCAAAGAUAAAACUAAACCAGCCCCUGAGAAGAAAGAGGCUGUAGUCGUUAAGGAGAAAGCUAAACCAGCCCCUGAGAAGAAAGAGGCUGAAGUUGUCAAGGAGAAAGUUCAGCCAGCUCCUGUAAAGAAAGAGCCUGAAGUUACUAAAGAGAAAACUAAAGGGACCCCUGGGAAGAAAGAAUUUAAGAUAAUUAAAGAAAAACCCAAGCCAUCACCAAAGAAAGAGGCUAAAGUCAUCAAAGAGAAAGCUAAACCAGUCCUUGAAAAGAAAGAGACUGAAGUCAAGGAGAAAGCUAAACCAACUCCUAAACUCUUAAAGAAAGAGCCUGAGGUUGCUAAAGAAAAGGCUCCUGAACCUAAACCCAAAAAAGAACCUGAAGUUGUUAAAGAGAAAGCUAAACUGGUCCCUAAGUUGAAAGAAGCUGAUGUCAUCAAGGAAAAAUCUAAACCAGCCCCUGAGAAGAAAGAGGCUGAAGUCAUCAAGGAGAAAGCUAAACUAGUUCCCGUAAAGAAAGAGCCUGAUGCUGUUAAAGAAAAGGCUCCUGAACUGAAACACAAAAUAGAGGCUGAAGUCAUCAAAGAGAAAGCUAAACCUGUCCCUAAGAAGAAAGAGGUGGAAAUUAUUGACGUUGAGGAGAAAGUUAAACCAACUCCUAUAAAGAAAGAACCAGAAGUUCUUAAAGAAAAGGCACUUGAAUCAACACCAGAACCUGCAAAGAGAGUUGAAGCUCCAAAGGAAAGGGUGAAACUAGUCCCUCAAGAAAAAGCACCUGAGAUAACUAAAGAAAAAACUAAACCAGCACCAAAGAAAGAGCCUGAAUUUAAAGAAAAGGCUAAACCAACCCCUGAGAAGAAAGAGGCUGAAGUCAUCAAGGAGAAAGUUAAACCAGCUCCUGUAAAGAAAGAGCCUGAAGUUCCUAAAGAAAAAGCUCCUCAACCAAAACCCAAAAGAGUACCAGAAGUCAUCAAGGAGAAAGUAAAACCAGCCCCUGAAAAGAAAGAGGCUGAAGUCAAGGAGAAAGCUAAACCAGCCCCUGAGAAGAAAGAGGCUGAAGUCAUCAAGGAGAAAGUUAAACCGGCUCCUGUAAAGAAAGAGCCUGAAAUUCCUAAAGAAAAGGCUCCUGAACCAAAAACCAAAAAAGAGGCUGAAGUCAAGGAGAAAGCUAAAUCAGCCCCUGAGAAGAAAGAGGCUGAAGUCAUCAAGGAGAAAGUUAAACCAGCUCCUGUAAAGAAAGAGCCUGAAAUUCCUAAAGAAAAGGCUCCUGAACCAAAAACCAAAAAAGAGGCUGAAGUCAACGAGAAAGCUAAACCAGCCCCUGAGAAGAAAGAGGCUGAAGUCGUCAAGGAGAAAGUUAAACCGGCUCCUGUAAAGAAAGAGCCUGAAGUUCCUAAAGAAAAGGCUCCUGAACCAAAACCCCAAAAAGAAGCAGAAGUCAUCAAAGAAAAAGUAAAACCAGCCCCUGAGAAGAAAGAGGCUGAAAUCAUCAAGGAAAAAGUUAAACCAGCUCCUGUAAAGAAAGAGCCUGAAGUUCCUAAAGAGAAGGGACCUGAACCAAAACCCAAAAGAGAAGUCAUUAAGGAGAAACCUAAACCAGCUCCUGAAAAGAAAGAGGCUGAAGUCAUCAAGGAGAAAGUUAAACCGGCUCCUGUAAAGAAAGAAGUCAUCAAGGAAAAACCUAAAUCAGCGCCUGAAAAGAAAGAGGCUGAAGUCAUCAAGGAGAAAGUUAAACCAGCUCCUGUAAAGAAAGAAGUCAGCAAGGAGAAACCUAAACCAGCGCCUGAAAAGAAAGAGGCUGAAGUCAUUGAGGAGAAAGUUAAACUGGCUCCUGUAAAGAAAGAAAUCAUCAAGGAGAAACCUAAACCAGCGCCUGAAAAGAAAGAGGCUGAAGUCAUCAAGGAGAAAGUUAAACUUGCUCCUGUAAAGAAAGAAGUCAUCAAGGAGAAACCUAAACCAGCGCCUGAAAAGAAAGAGGCUGAAGUCAUCAAGGAGAAAGUAAAACUGGCUCCUGUAAAGAAAGUUUCAGAAGUCAUCAAGGAGAAACCUAAACCAGCCCCUGAAAAGAAAGAGGCUGAAGUCAUCAAGGAGAAAGUUAAACUGGCUCCUGUAAAGAAAGAAGUCAGCAAGGAGAAACCUAAACCAGAGCCUGAAAAGAAAGAGGCUGAAGUCAUUGAGAAGAAAGCUAAACUGGCUCCUGUAAAGAAAGUUUCAGAAGUCAUCAAGGAGAAACCUAAACCAGCCCCUGAAAAGAAAGAGGCUGAAGUCAUCAAGGAGAAAGUAAAACUGGCUCCUGUAAAGAAAGUUUCAGAAGUCAUCAAGGAGAAACCUAAACCAGCCCCUGAAAAGAAAGAGGCUGAAGUCAUCAAGGAGAAAGUUAAACUGGCUCCUGUAAAGAAAGUUUCAGAAGUCAUCAAGGAGAAACCUAAACCAUCACCUGAAAAGAAAGAGGCUGAAGUCAUCAAGGAGAAAGUUAAACCGGCUCCUGUAAAGAAAGUUUCAGAAGUCAUCAAGGAGAAACCUAAACCAUCACCUGAAAAGAAAGAGGCUGAAGUCAUCAAGGAGAAAGUUAAACUUGCUCCUGUAAAGAAAGUUUCAGAAGUCAUCAAGGAGAAACCUAAACCAGCGCCUGAAAAGAAAGAGGCUGAAGUCAUCAAGGAAAAAGUUAAACUGGCUCCUGUAAAGAAAGAGCCUGAAGUUGCUAAAGAAAAGGUACCUGAAUCGGCACCAAGAAUAGCACCUGAGAUAACCAAAGAAAAGCCAAAGCCAACACCAAAGAGAGAGCCUGAAGUCAUCAAAGAGAAAGCUAAACCAGCUCCUGAGAAGAAAGAGGCUGAAGUCAUCAAAGGGAAAGCUAAACCAGCUCCUGAGAAGAAAGAAGCUGAAGUCAUCAAAAAGAAAGUUAAACCAACUCCUGUAAAGAAAGAGCCUGAAGUUGCUAAAGAAAAGGUCCCUGAACUGGCACCAAAAAUAGCAUCUGAGAUAAUCAAAGAAAAGCCAAAGCCAGCACCAAAGAAAGAGGUUGAAGUCAUCAAAGAGAAACCUAAACCAGCUCCUGAGAAGAAAGAGGCUAAAGUUAUCAAGGAGAAAGUUAAGCCAGCUCCUGUAAAGAAAGAGCCUAAGGUUCAUAAAGAAAAGGCACCUGAGCCAGUGCCAGAACCUACAAAGAAAGUUGAGGUUCCAAAGGAAAAGGCAAAACCAGUUCUUAAAGAAAAGGAACUGAAAAUCACCAAAGAAAAGCCAAAGCCAGCACCAAAGAAAGAAGCUGUAGCCAUCAAAGAAGUAGCUAAAGCAGUCCCCGUGAAGGAAGAAACUGAAAUUGUCAAAGAGAAAGCUAAACCAACCCCUGUGAAGAAAGAGUCUGAAGUCAUCAAGGAGAAAGCUAAACCAGCUCCUGAGAAGAAAGUGUCUGAAGUCUUUAAGGAGAAAGUUAAGCAAGCACCUGUAAAGAAAGAGCCUGAAGUCUCAAAAGAAAAGUUAUUAAAGCCAACACCUAAAAAAGAUGAUGUUGGUCUUAUUGGUUUGGACUUGGAGCUCCUGAACUCUAUCAACCAAAAACUGUCUCUUCUGGACUUGAUGAGGAAGGACAUUGGUGAAAUGAAGAGUGAUCUGGAGUCCACUCAAAAUCAAAUCACACUUUUACGGAUGGACAACAGAACAAUCAAAGAGCCAGAGACUGUCGGUGUAAAGGUAAAACCAGCAGUCUCCAAGGAAAAGCUGAAAACAGCAAAAAAAGACCGUGAUGCUCUGAUGAACAUUACUAAAACAGCACAUAUUAAAGCAGAACGUGAAGCACUGAAAAACAUCACUAAACCUGCACGGAAAGAUAAAGAGGCUCCAAAAGCUAAGAUCAGACCAGAGCCCAAAAAGAAAGAAAUCACCCGUGAGAAGGUCAAAGAAGAAAAGAAACCUUUAAAGAAAGCAGUCGAGCCAACUGAGAAGGAACCUGUUAUGGACAAAGAAGUAAAAAGAGAAGAACCUGACAUCACCAAAGAUAUUCCAGAGAUAGAGGAGGAGGACAUUCCCUACUUCCAGUGUUUCUUUGUGGAUGAGGAGGAUACUCAGUAUCCGUUCUUCCCCUUUUCACCACCGCUGUGGUGAGUCCAGACAAACCUCUCAGUCUGAUGUUACACAACAUGGCAAAGCCAGUGAAGACGGACCUGUGAAGGCUGAGGAACCUGCUGCUCUGAUGCAGUGGAGAGCUUCACAGUAGAUCCUACAGCACUACACCAGCAACGACUUACUGGAUUUUAAACUGGAAAACAUCCUUCUCAAAUAAUUUUGAAGGACAGAGGGUGCAAAUAUUGCACUUUUUAGUAUAUAAUCUUAAGGCUAUCCCUCUUUGCAUUAAUACCAUGGAUUGGCCUUUUGUUUCAGAAUGAGUAAUAUCUAUUUAUGUCCAAGAAGGAAUGUGAGUAUUGUUUGUCCAUAAGGUGGACAAAGAGUUCCUUUCUGAACACUGCAGUGGGUUCAGGAUUGUAAUAUUUUAUACAUAUAAGGUACAUAACCUCAUUUUGAUGGGGUGCUAAUUCAAAGCAUUCCACUGUGUUUGCUGUCAGAAUAGGGGUUUGUAAGUUGUUCAUUGUUCGCACAACUGGAAGAUAGGAUAUAAUAAAUCAAGAAAUAAGUAAACAACUAUUUCAUGUAUCUUUAAAACCAUUUACUAAACCGUUUACAGAAGUAACAACUGCACUGAGUAAUAACAGCUUUCCACAGUAAGCUCAGUUCCUCUGAAUGUAUACAUCAUUUUAUUAUUUUUUUUUUAUUUUUGUUACUUUAUUUUUGUUUUAUAAUUUGUUUAUCUUUCCAUACUUUUAUUUAAUAUAACUUAUGUAACUAAUCUAUACUUCACAGAGGAAACAAAUGUUUUAUUCAGUGCUCUUUUUAAAGGAACACACUGGAUUUUGCAUAAAAAAAUGAAACUAAAUUGUGGUGCUAAAUCCAAGAAAAUGCAUUAAACAUCAAUGCAACUGCAUUGUUUUAAUAUAUUACAUUGCAAACGCUACUGUUUUUACAUUAUUCCGCAUAACAAUAGUUUAUGUACGAUAAUGUUUGCAAAAAUGUGGAUGUGUUUUUGCAAUAUUACAUGGAUAGUCCUACCUAAUACAGAGCAGCCAGUUAAAUGGCAUUCUGAAUUGUCUAUUUUGCACAUUAUACUCAUACAGAAGAUAAAUGAUGUGCCAGAUGAAAAGUAUUGCAUGCAACAACAGUGUUUCUCGGCACUGCCCCUGGUGGCUCGCUAGCUCAUUACUUUAUUACUUGAUUUAAUGAUGUUAGUGAGUGUUUAAUGGUGUGUACUGGUUAGACACAUCAUUAAACUACUGUGCCAGUGGGCUGCCCCAGAGACAUUUCUUUUACUGACGCUGUCUUUUCUGCAGGAGUUUAGCAUGUGGCUCCAUUGAGGAUAAGCUCAUGUCUGUACAAAGAGCUUUUUUUUCUCCGAUGUACAGUAACUAAGGGGGACUGUAGAUUCUAUUUUCCCCAGACAUGUGCUGGCAAGGAUUGAUACUUUGCCUAAAAUGUUUGGGUUUUGGCUUUGUAUUUGCUGAAGGUAAUGACUGAAAAGUAGGUUGUGCAGGCAUUGUGAUUAAAUGACCAAUUGAGGCGUGCAAGAAGGUGGGAUCUACAAAGAAUGGUCAAAGUAAUGCAAAUACAUGUACACGUAAUGAAUGAGGACUGUAAAUAGCAUGUUAGUAAGAAAACACAGCCAAAAUCUGGACUUUUUUGGCAAAGUAGCAGUCCUGGUCACGACAUGUCAGGGAUAAAGAAGAAGUAUAGUCACCUGUAAAAAUGCAUAUAACAAUAAUCACUUGUAAGAGAAAUAGGUCUCUUUAAGACUUUUAAAAAAGAUAGUUACUUUAACCAUGGUAGAUUAUAAAUGUGUUGGUGUGUUUUAAUGCAACUGUGCAGCAAUGAAUAACAGCAUUUUUCAAUAGUUCUUUAAAAUUUGCGCAGUGUUAUUUUUAAAUCUAAUUUACAGUUCAGAUUUGAUAGAAAUAGGUUUCUCAAAGAUAAUAGUUUUGCAUGAUGUUUGCAUGAAUUUUGUUUAAAAAUGUAUCUAAACCAGAUUUAAUUUGUGUUUUGAAACACACUAAAAAUGUAUAAUGUACUACUGUAUUCAUGAUUUUUUUUUCUUUUGCAUGGUUUUGUGGUCAGAUAUUCAAAGUCAUUCUCUGUACAAUGUAUAGCCAUGAACUGAAAUCAUAUUUAUAAAGCUCUCCACAGAAUCAACAAUAUGGUCUGUAUGCAGAAUAAAAACAGCCUGUAUGCAACUGUAAAUGCUAUUGGAACUUUAAUGCAGCUGUAACUGUGAAGUCUGCUUAAGGUCUGAUUUACAUUUUAGAAGAAAUAAAUGUUUGCAAUAAUCACAACA
Messenger RNA from Carassius auratus (goldfish), 11918 nucleotides. RefSeq names its product titin. Gene Ontology annotation, cellular component: sarcoplasmic reticulum; membrane. Gene Ontology annotation, molecular function: signaling receptor binding. NCBI's taxonomy places the organism in Eukaryota, Metazoa, Chordata, Actinopteri, Cypriniformes, Cyprinidae. The record is from RefSeq and is a predicted model, not a curated record. The coding region runs from base 311 to 9646 and encodes 3111 amino acids. The transcript has 146 exons.